Grosmannia clavigera kw1407 is the source of this 1440-nucleotide messenger RNA. RefSeq names its product mitochondrion biogenesis protein. The record is from RefSeq and is a predicted model, not a curated record. Bases 1 to 1440 code for a protein of 479 amino acids. Gene Ontology annotation, cellular component: endoplasmic reticulum; ERMES complex. NCBI's taxonomy places the organism in Eukaryota, Fungi, Ascomycota, Sordariomycetes, Ophiostomatales, Ophiostomataceae. The transcript has 2 exons. Gene Ontology annotation, biological process: mitochondrion organization; phospholipid transport. Gene Ontology annotation, molecular function: lipid binding.
AUGGCGCCAGACAACUGUCCGGCCGGACAUGAGCCGACCCUCUCAUUCUCGCAGGGUCUGAUCGUCGGCCAGCUGUCGGUGGUCCUGCUCGUGGCAGCCUUUAUCAAGUUCUUCAUCUUUGGUGACCCGCCGUCGGCAGAGGCUAUAGAGAUCCGAAGGGCGGCUGAGCGACGGUCCCGGACAGAGGCUCACAAGGAAUCGCUUCUCCGGCUGCGCUCGAUCCGGGAAGAGCAGUCGGGGGACCAACAGAAGCAGCAGCAACAACAGCCGAGCAGCAGGCACAAGUCUGGCGUGCUACGGCGGCCACCGAGCCUGACGAUCGGCUCGAUCCUCAGCAAGACGUACUACCGGGUGGACAGCCACCAGCCCGAGAGUCUGGACUGGUUCAACGUGCUGAUCGCGCAGACGAUUGCGCAGUUUCGCAACGACGCCCAACAUGACGACGCAAUUCUGGCAUCGCUGACUAAGGCCUUAAACGGCGACUCGCGGCCCGAUUUUGUCGAUGAGAUCCGCGUGACCGAGCUGAGCCUGGGCGAGGAUUUUCCCAUCUUCAGCAACUGCCGCAUCAUCCCCGUCGACGAGGACGGCCUCGGCUGUGGUGCCGGUGGCAGCGGCGGCCCCAAAGGCACAUCGAGCCCGGCAGCACGGCUGCAGGCACGCAUGGACGUGGACCUGAGCGACAUGAUCACGCUGGCGGUGGAGACGCGGCUGCUGCUUAACUAUCCGCGGCGGCUGUCGGCGGUUCUGCCGGUGGCGCUGGCGGUAUCAGUGGUGCGGUUCAGCGGCACGCUGUCGGUGUCUUUUGUGCCGAGCAACCCGUCGCAGGCGACGCCGACCCGGAUGAUCUUUGCCUUUCUCGACGACUACCGUCUGGACUUUAGCAUCCGCAGUUUGUUGGGCAGCCGCUCGCGCCUGCAGGACGUGCCCAAGAUCGCCCAGCUGAUCGAGUCGCGGUUGCACCGCUGGUUUGACGACCGCGCCGUCGAGCCGCGCUUCCAGGAGAUUGCCCUGCCGAGCCUGUGGCCGCGCAUGAAGAACGCCCGGGGUGGAGACGGAAAGACGUCGGGCGGACCGCCCAGCGAGGACGUUGCAUCCGACAGCGCGGCCGCCACAGCAGCAGGACUCAGCAGCAAGGCCGCUACCGGUGGCCGGCCCGAGUCGAGAGAUUCGCGCGACUCGAGAGACACGCGCGACACCCGAGACCAGCGCGAUCCACGCCGCGAUGCCGACACCGAGACUUGGCUGCAGCACCAGCAGCCACACCUGCAGGGCCUGCCGUCAGCUGCGGCCGUGGCCCUGGCUCAGCCCGGACAGGUGCCGCAUCUGGCAAACAUGCUGCGGCCAUCACAGGACUCGCUGCGCCACCGUCAGCGGUCGCGGUACGACGACGUAUUCUCGAUGCCGGGCUCGCUGCCGGACUCGAUGGAUCCGCGCGGUUGA